UCUGACCGCGCGUAUCGAAGCUGCCGAGGUCCGAUUUCAUUAUUAGGAGAUGGAGAUGAGAUUGAGGAGCUUUGUGCCCUGCUCCGUAUUGCAGCAGCUUGCUCAAUUUAGUUGGGUUUAUCCGAGAGAUUUAUCAUCCUGAGUUUGAUCAUUGGGGGAGCUGGCAUCUUCCGGGAGUCUAGUGAUCUGUGAUCUAGCUCAUAACGCUACAACAUGGCUUCCAACGAAGAAGUUGUCACUGUCAAAUACCAGGACCGCAUUGCCAUAAUCACACUGAACAAUGCGUCGAAGCUUAAUGCCCUUACUCAAGACCAGUACUCUCUCCUGGGAGAACGCAUGCGCGAAGUCGCUGCAAGAGAUGAUAUCUUCAUCACCGUCUUGACUGGAACAGGACGAUUCUUCUCAGCUGGAGCAGAUGUGAAUGCCAGCCGUCCUGGAGCUACCCUCAGCUCUACUGAUCGUCGGGACGUUCUUCGCGGCUUCGUCGUGAACAAUAUCGACCUCACGCGUACUUUCUAUACGCACCCGAAGAUCCUCGUAGUGGCACUCAACGGUCCCGCUGUUGGACUCUCUGCUGCUCUGACUGCCUUUGGAGACUUCAUCUAUGCUGCUCCGCAUGCCUUCCUACUCACGCCAUUCUCGUCCCUCGGCCUGGUCGCUGAGGGUGGUGCUUCUCGUGCGUUUGUCGAGCGGCUCGGUAUCUCAAAGGCCAAUGAGGCCUUGAUCAUGAGCAAGCGCAUUACUUGCGACGAGCUCGUCGCAACUGGCUUCGUGAACAAGGUUCUCACCCCUCAGUCCGGGAAGAAGGACGACUCCGACGGAUUCCUGAAGCUCGUUUUGGAGGAAGUCGAGGAGCGACUGGGUGCGCAUCUGAGCCAGACCAGUCUACUGAAGAUCAAGGAAUUGAUCCGUCGGCCUGAGAGGGAGAUUCUAGAUCGUCAAAAUGGUCUCGAGGCCUUUAUGGGUAUGGAGAGGUUCCUCCAGGGUAUUCCGCAGGAGGAAUUCAAGAAGAUUGCGAGUGGACAGAAGAGACAUAAGCUAUGAUGUAGGACUUGAUCUGUCAGAUCAGUCGGGUUGUACAGUACAUAUGUUGCUGCGUCUAGCAGGGGUUUCUCGAUUGAUUGUUUAUGUCCUACCAAGGUACAUGGAGACGGACGUCGUCGGGACUAACAUAGCGGCAUCGCCAGACGGCUGGCGUAGCUUCUGACCAAUACAUCCAAUAUGAUUUCUGAAGC
Molecule: messenger RNA, 1235 nt
Organism: Paecilomyces variotii
Lineage: Eukaryota; Fungi; Ascomycota; Eurotiomycetes; Eurotiales; Thermoascaceae
Product: ClpP/crotonase-like domain-containing protein
Exons: 3
Coding region: 214-1044 (276 amino acids)
Biological process (GO): fatty acid beta-oxidation
Cellular component (GO): peroxisomal matrix
Source: RefSeq, a predicted model, not a curated record